Molecule: messenger RNA, 5652 nt
Organism: Spirometra erinaceieuropaei
Lineage: Eukaryota; Metazoa; Platyhelminthes; Cestoda; Diphyllobothriidea; Diphyllobothriidae
Source: the annotation of a GenBank genome assembly
AUGACUGAGGAAGCUGUCAAGUCCUUCGAUGACGUCAAGACCGCACUUGUGAGUGCAACGCUGUUUGCCCAUCCCCGCGCUGAUGCUCAACUUACUCCCAUGACAGACGCUUACGGUACAGCCGUUGGUGCAUCACCUCAGAAAACUGUUAAUGGUUUUCUACAGCCUCUGGCUUUCUUCUCGAACAACCUCAGGCCAGCAGAGACCCACUACAGUGCCUUCGGCCACGAAUUCUUUGCCGUCUACUUAUCCAUCCGGCACUUCCAACAUUUCCUCGAGGGUCGCGAAUUUGUUGUUCUAACAGGCCGUAAGCCACUCGUUUUUGCACUGAGGGUCUCUCCCGAUCGAUAUUUGCCCCGUGAAAUUCAUCAUCUAGAUUUCGUCUCACAGUUCUCCUGCGACAUCCAACAUGUUCAUGGUAAGGAAAAUGUGGUUGCUGAUGCUCUGUAAAUAAUCGAUAUGGCUUCCGUCACAACAGACGCUAUAGACUUCACGCCCAUGGCUGAGGCUCAACGAUCGGAUGGUGAACUCUCCCAAUACCGCCACGAAAACUUUUCUUUACGCCUUCAAGAUGUCCCCCUUCCCACUGGCACUGGCACGAUAACGUGUGACCUUUCUACCGGACACGAACGUCCUUUUGUCCAUGCAAUUUUACGACGACAAGUGUUCAAAGCUCUUCACAAUAUAUUCCACCCUGGAGUCCGGACGACAGUGAACCUAAUCAAUGACCAACUCGUCUGGCCCAACAUCAACCAGGAUAUAUGGCGUUGGACCCGAUCUUGUCUACCAUGUCAGUGAGUCAAAACGCAUCGGCAUACUAUUACCCUGCCAGGUACUUUCGCCACUUCUGAUGCACGUUUCAGUCAUGUACACAUUGGCCUGGUAGGUUCACUUCCACCAUCUAACGAUUUUGCGUAUAUACUAAUGUGCAUCGACUGCCUUACUCUGUGGCCUGCUGCUGCGCCCAUUCCGGAUAUCAGGGCCGAAACUGUAGCAAAAGCUUCCCGGACUCAUUGGGUGUAUAAUUUUGGAGUUCGUGCGACCGUCACCACUGACCACGGAUCCCAAUUCGAGUCCACGUUGCUUCGCGAGCUCACUUUCCUUCUUGGUACCAACCGAAUCCGAAUAACAGCAUACCACCCUCAAGCAAAUGGUCUCGUCGAACGCUUUCGUUGACAGCUCAAGACUGUCCUUAUGGUCCAGCCCGAUCCUUCUCGAUGGUCCGAUCAUCUGCCUAAGGAGAUUUUGUCCCUCCGUUCCACUCUCAACGCCCACAUCGGCUGCACUGCAGCUGGUCUUGUCUACGGAACCUCCCUAGGAGUGCCCGGAGAAUUAAUAUCUACUUCAAACACGCCAACGUUUUUUUGAACCCUGAAGUUAUGUGGAGCGGCUGCGUAGUGUCACGCGCAAUCUCCUUGCACCGCCCCCUCGAGAGUCACCGACCAAUUCCUUCAUCCCUCCCGACCUGGAUAAAUGCGCUUUCGCCCUGGUUCGGCAUGACGCUGUCCGACGAUCACUCCAACCGCCCUGUAGCGGGCCGUAUUAAGUCCUUCGUCAAUCUGACAAAGAUGUUGUCAUCGACCGCAACGGCAAAACCGACACAGUCAGCACUGAAUGCGUAAAGCCGGCCGGCAUAGACGAUAGUGACCAUUGUUCACCCCAACAGUGAAUUUCCCAACGUACGCAGUAUGGAAAACUCUGAGACGGCCGCAGCCCACUAAGUCACCGAGUCCGGAUGUUAAAUCCGCAAAAGUUCUCUAUGAACUCGCAGACCAAUUAGUCCCACCGACCUCCAAGACCUUCGAAAGUUCAAUGGAGGCGAGGGCUCUGCCUUUUGACUGGAAGCUAGCCAACAUCAGCCCCAUAUAUAAAGGGCGAGAAAAAACCUCGCUAAAUAGCUUCAGCUCAUUGAGUCUCAAAAGCAUUUGUUGCAAAAUAAUAAAGAAAAUAGUGAAAAAAGGAUCGAUGUAUGUAUAUAUAUGUAUGUAUAUAUUUGAAGGGUUACAGGCAGAGCCCUAGAUGACCCUAUUUAUGUACAGUGCUUUCGCAGAUUCAUACUCAAAAAUAAAAUAAAAUUGCAGGAAUUUAAAAUGUGAUUGGGUCACAGUUCAAUCGUAAACAUAAGGUAGUGCAUAGGGUCACUGUAAAUUAGUGCGGAAGAUUGUAUAUGACAGAUUUUACAAAGCUGGCUGUGCAUAGUUAUGCUGUACAAGUCGAUUUCUGUCGAAAACUAGACGAGCAAGUUUUCUUUUAAACACACAAACUGUGUCAGCCGUCACCAUCUCGCUUGGAAGCGAGUUCCACGGCCUGACAACCCGCUGGCUGAAUGAAAAUUUUCGUCGGUCUAAACGCGUGCGUUCAUUCCCGACUCUGUAUGCAUGGCCGCGUAGUUGGUUUGUACGGGCGAACUCAAAAAAACCCUCUGCUCUUAAUGAGCAACCCUGGCCGCGAACAAUCCGGAACAUCCAGAGUAGACUGCAGUUUAUUUGUCUAUAAGAGAGAAGGAAUAGGCCAAGUAAAUGCAGUCUCUCCUGAUAAAACAGAUGCUUUUGACAGUCGACCAUCUUUGUCGCUCUGCGUUGCACAUGUUCGAGUAAGUUGAUAUCCUUCCUCAUCCAUGGUGAAGCUGCUGGCAUUCCAUACUCUAGAUGAGGUCUUACAAAGACACCAAAGAGUCUUUCGAAAGUUCGGGAGGAAAUAUUUUAAAUGCACGUCUGAUCCAGUGUAGAGUACUAGUUGCCUUCUGGACCAUCUUUCUACAGUGUUCUGAUGGCGAUAGAUUUGUGGUCGUCCAUACACCCAGAUCUCUGUGUCUUUCCACAGUUUCUAACCUCGUCCCGUCAAUAUAGUACUGGUGUUUCGGAGAGGCAUUGCGGCCGGUGUUCAGGUGCAAAACCACGCAUUUGGACACGUUAAACUUCAAAAGCCAUCUGUUCGACCAAGCACACAGUUUGCAUAUGUUCGAUUGCAACUUCUCUGCGUCAUCAUCACACUUGACUUCACUCCAUAUUUUUAUGUCAUCCGCGAAAAUGAGAGCCUCGAAAUUCACUUCGCUGAUACAGUCAUUAACAUAAAUCAGGAACAUUAACAUAAGUCGAGGCAGUUAGGCCGAAUAAGCCGAUUUUCUCGCCGUUUAAUAGAACUCUUGCUCCAACGGAAGCAAUGCGUCCCCCACCCCCUAACUUCUAUUCACCACGGCCGUUUUACCAAUGUAUUCCUCAUGCUAGUGUCCAUACUGGAUCAGUUAACUCAUCCUAUCCUCAGUUUCGUUCCGGCGGGAUUGUGUUGCAGCAUCUGCCCCGCGGAUUUCCAGCCGAAAAUGAGUAAGCUAUCAGUGGUUACCAGUUCACCUGCUCGUCCUUCCCUCCCCCAAGUCCUACCCCUUUUUAUCCACAUCAGAAUUUUUCGAUGCCACAAAAUUUUUUGCGGGACCGGAUGGUUGCAUGCGGACCGUUUGCUACGUGGGCAGCCCAGAACUGGACGAUGUAGCCCUUCUCCCUCAGAAACAUACAGCCUUUCCCUUCAAACUCUUUGUUUUGAAUGGCAGAUUCUUGCUCAAUAAGAUGCCUUUGAUUCAGUCUCUGAUGUUUGCCCAUUGUUCAGAUAUUGUUUAACUGAGACGUGGGCAUCAGCCUCAGUAGCUGACUCCGACCUCUCGCUUCUAGGCUAUUAUUGCAUUCGAAAUGAUCGUCAAGAUAGUCGUGGUGGGGGCAGCUGCGUCUACGUUAAGCAAACACUUACAUUCUCUCCGUUUGACCUCCCACAUUUUCCGCAGUAGAAGGCAGCUGCUGGCUCCAGGUUGCUUUAAAAAAUACGUUCUCCUUACUCGUUGGCUGCGUCUUUCUCCCUCCCAAACGACAACGACAAUCUUGAUCGUUUACUCUCACAGGCAUUUCAUGCUGCGGCCGACUUAAGCUUUAAGUAUAAAUUGGUUUCGGGCGUCUUUAAUCUCCCUGAAGUCCGCCGGUCUCCGCCUUCAGGCCCCAGAAGAUUCGAAGACUUUCUUGAGGCUGUGGAUGUUGGGAUGUGGAAUCAGGUUGUCGAUUUUCCCACCCGAGGAUCAGGCAUACUUAACCUAAUUUUCUGUAGAGGCUGCAUGCCAUCGUCAGUGUCAUUCCUAGGCCCACUCGGGGGCUCAGACCAUGACAUAGUUGUUUCAACGUUGGAAUUCGAGGCUGACAAAACGCUGUCCCCAAAGUAUAACUUUUUCCGCGAUUUCCGAUCAACUCGCUCAACCGAAUUAUUAACACACCUUAAUUCCUAGGACUGGAAUGAUUUCUUUCUUAGUUCGGAUGUAAAUGUUUGCACUGCAAAUCUGUACAAAAUUUUGGAUCCGCUUAUUUCUCGUUUUGUCCCCCGUAAGAAUAUUAUUAAUGUUGGGAAUGAGGUUUUCCUACCCUUACCCUUUCGUUGCAGAUUGCGCAGACUUUAUCGUCGAUUCCAUCUUCAGAACGAUGUUUCUGUUCUGCCCUUAAUUUGUGAUAUUUUUGAGCGGGCUAGGAGUUUGUCUGAAGAAAAACAGCUAGCCGAUGAGAUUCAGUUUGCCAAAAACCAUUCGUUAAGUGACUGGAAACUGUUCUCUAGAAAAAUACGAACUCAGAGAAAGACGCAGUAUCCCAUCCCCCGAGACGCUCUCGGAAAUCUCAUAGUUGAUGCCCAGUUAACCGCUGAUAGCUUCAAUGAUUUCCUGUCCAAAACGUUCAUUGAAGACUCGACCACUCCGCUUCCGACCAUCCAGGCACUGACUGGGAAAGUCCUAGAAACCAUAACUUUCACUCCAUGGGAUGUGACUGUUGCGAUUCGGCGUCUUCGCCAAUCUUAUAGUCCAGGAUCUGAUGGUAUUCCAGUAAGCAUUUUAUAGUCGAUGCAAAUACGAUUUUCCCAUCCUUCUAUUGCAAGAUGUUUAAUCUUGCUCUUGAAAGUGAAACUUAUCCUAACUUGUGCAAGGAAUCACACAUUUUGCCCAUUCCUAAGCACAGCAAAUCUACGUCAUUUGAUGACUUUCGUCCAAUAAACACCCUCCCCGCAGUUUCGAAGAUCUUAGAGACAUUGAUCAAACAUAAGAAGUUUUGUCACUUAACAGUGAACGACCUACUGAAUGCUGCUCAGCAUGGAUUCCUCAAAGCUCGAUCUUGUGACACCUGCCAGCUCUCUUUCUUCGACUAUGUUCUGCAAUCUAGGGACAAUGAUUUUGCACUUUACGCAUGAUAUUUCGAUUUCACUAAGUAUUUUGAUUCUGGUGCAAAAUAAAUGUAGCAUAACUUCAUUCAGUGAUAUACCGCCUCAUCUUAGAUCUCCUAAGCCUUUACAACCCAUCUCCUCUAAAACGCCGCAGUUCCAAUUGUGCUGCCAAAUAAUUCCAUAUCCCGCAUACUGGCUACUUACCAAAGCCAUGCUAUCUAUCCUGCAAAUAGUUCUUCCGUGAAUCGCCCCGAGUCAUUAAUCCCCCAACCUAGUUCAGGCUCCCAACCACCCAAGGUAAACUGCUCUCAAGUAGGUCAAGCUAACUCCUUUGACUUUCCACCUAGACCUGGUUUUCCACCCUCCACUUUAGAUAGCGACCUACCCCCCAUUAGCCUCUACCUUCCUUCUAGACUCCCUUUCCCUUCUUCCCCUCCUCCUCCCUCCUCCUACUCCUCCUCCGCAGACUAA